AAUCGCAACAAUGGCUGACGAGCAACCCGCAUCCCAGCCACCGGCUGCUGAGGCCAAGGACCUCCAUACCGAUCCUGUAACCGGCGAGAAGAUCUCUAAGAGUGAACUCAAGCGCCGCCAGAAGCAGCGCGAGAAGGACGAGAAGAAGAAGGAGAAGGAAGCGUCACUACCCGCGCGGCCCAAGAAGGAGAAGAAGGACGAUGUCGAAGAACUUAACCCAAACCAAUACUUUGAAAUUCGCUCCAACAAGAUCAACGCGCUCCGAGCCUCCAAGCAACCUAACCCCUACCCACACAAGUUCCACGUCAACUACAAGCUCGCCGACUUUGUACGCGACUACUCGCAUCUCAAGAAGGGAGAGACAGAGCCGGAGAAGGAGAUUCGCAUCGGUCUUCGCGUCAUCACACAGCGAUCCGCCUCCAAUGCGCUCCACUUCUAUGUUUGCAAGGCAGAGGGCGUCAGCAUUCAGGUCAUGUGCCAAUUGCAGGAGUCCAAGGCCGAUGUACCCUUUGAGAAGCAACACGAGAACAUCCAGCGUGGUGAUAUCAUUGGUGUCAUUGGCUUCCCCGGUCGAACUGCCCCCAAGAAGGGUGGUGAGGGUGAGCUGAGUAUUUUUGCGCGCGAAGUCAUCCUUCUUACGCCAUGCUUGAGGAUGUUGCCGACAGAGCACUUUGGUUACAAGGACCAGGAGCAACGUCACCGCAACCGGUUCCUCGACCUCAUCAUGAACGACUCUACCCGCAACACUUUCAUUACCCGUACCAAGAUCGUCAAGGCCAUUCGCAAGUACCUCGAUGACCGGGACUUCCUCGAGGUUCAGACACCCAUGAUGAACAAGAUCGCUGGAGGUGCUACAGCACGGCCGUUCAAGACAUACCACAACGAGCUGGACAUGGAGCUCUACAUGCGUAUUGCACCAGAGCUGUACCUCAAGGAACUUGUCGUCGGAGGUCUGGAGAGGGUCUACGAAAUUGGUCGCCAAUUCAGAAACGAGGGUAUCGAUCUCACACACAACCCCGAGUUCACCACUUGCGAGUUCUAUAUGGCAUACGCCGACUACAACGAUGUCCUGAACAUGACCGAGGAGCUCGUCAGUGAGUUGGUCAAGGAGGUCACAGGUAGCUACGAGACCGUCUACCACACUCAGAGCGGCGAAGUAUACAACGUCAACUGGGCCAGGCCAUGGAGGCGAGUCGAGAUGAUACCCGCAUUGGAGGAGGCAACUGGCGAGAAGUGGCCACCAGCGACUGAAUUACACACUGAGGAAACCAACAAGUUCCUCAAGAACGUGCUCAAGAAGGUCAACGUCGACUGCUCAGAACCCCGCACCAACGCAAGAAUGAUCGAUAAGCUGGUCGGCGAGUUCAUCGAAGAGACUGCCAUCAACCCUACCUUCAUCAUCGGUCACCCAGAGGUCAUGUCACCACUUGCCAAGUACCACCGCGAUAUCCCAGGUCUCUGCGAGCGUUUCGAGGCAUUCGUGUGCAAGAAGGAGAUUUGCAACGCGUAUACUGAGUUGAACGACCCCUUUGACCAGCGUCUGCGAUUUGAGGAGCAAGCAAACCAGAAGGCGGCAGGUGACGACGAAGCACAGCUCAUUGACGAGACCUUCUGCCAGUCACUCGAGUACGGUCUGCCACCAACCGGUGGUUGGGGUAUGGGUAUCGACCGACUGGUCAUGUUCUUGACCGACCACUACACCAUCAAGGAAGUUCUCACUUUCCCCUUCAUGAAGGAUAUUGUCGAAGACAAGAAGCCCGCGGCGGAGGUCGUCGACGUCGCGCCUAAGCCCACAGAAGGCAUUCCCCACAAAUAGUUUUAGCAUAUCAUCACUGGCGUCAUCGGUAGGAAUUGAUCAGGGCAGGAAGUAAAGAAGGUUAUGCUUCAUGAGUAACGCAAAACAAAAAAUGAUCAUCUGAUCACGUUAUGAGAUACAGUAUUCAUUGUUCGUGUAGAAAUUUACCUCAAAUCGAUCUUCCAAGUUCAAGUUUUA
This is a messenger RNA of Pyrenophora tritici-repentis Pt-1C-BFP, 1993 nucleotides long. The record is from RefSeq and is a predicted model, not a curated record. Lineage: Eukaryota; Fungi; Ascomycota; Dothideomycetes; Pleosporales; Pleosporaceae.